Molecule: messenger RNA, 948 nt
Organism: Eremothecium cymbalariae DBVPG#7215
Lineage: Eukaryota; Fungi; Ascomycota; Saccharomycetes; Saccharomycetales; Saccharomycetaceae
Gene: COQ3
Product: hexaprenyldihydroxybenzoate methyltransferase
Exons: 1
Coding region: 1-948 (315 amino acids)
Biological process (GO): ubiquinone biosynthetic process
Molecular function (GO): 2-methoxy-6-polyprenyl-1,4-benzoquinol methyltransferase activity
Source: RefSeq, a predicted model, not a curated record
AUGCAAAAGAAACUACCAAGGUUGAAAAAUGUCAGUUCAGGAUUGCUGGGCAAAUCUGUUGAAAUAGCUAAAAUGAAGGGUGUGAGAAUUAAGAGUUCUUCUUCUUACGAUGGCACCUCAACAUCGGAGGAAGAAAUUGCACAUUUCAAGAAACUAGCACCAACUUGGUGGGAUACGUCAGGAUCUCAGCGAAUAUUACAUAAGAUGAAUUUAUCUAGGCUAGAAUUUAUGAGGAAAAUCCUUUCAAAUGAAGUUAAGAUUUCAAAUUCACGGAUUGUAGUUCCUGGUUUUAACUUCAAGGACCAUUUACCCCACGAUGUGGGUGAACAAGCUAGGAAGGCGUUGGAAAAUGAGGUGCGAGUUCAGCUGAAUAGAGGAAAAUACAAUGUGUUAGAUGUGGGAUGUGGUGGAGGAAUCCUAUCAGAAUCAUUGGCUAGAUUACCAUUUAUUCAAAGUGUGCAUGGUAUUGACCUAGCAUCAGAGUGUAUCACUGUGGCGAAGCAGCAUCGUGACCGGGAUCCCAUGAUUAAGGAUAAAAUUGUUUACGAAUUAAAACCCUUAGCGGAUGUGGAUGCUAAAUAUGAACUUGUAACAUUGUUCGAGAUUUUGGAACAUACAGACAAUCCAAGCGAAAUGUUACGCCAUGCAUGGCACAAACUCAAACCUAACGGAAUUCUUUUCCUAAGUACUAUAAACCGAGAUUUUGUGUCAUGGUUUACAACUAUAUUCGUGGCUGAAAAUAUACUGAACAUAGUACCCAAGGGCACACAUCAUAUAGAAAAGUAUGUUAAUUCAUCUGAGAUACUACAUUGGUUCGAAAACAAUGCGCCUGGGUCUCAUAAAGUGCUCGAGACUAUGGGUACUAUGUAUGUGCCUGCAGCUGGUUGGAUGAAUCAUAAGGUUCCAAGUAUUGGUAAUUAUAUCGUAGCAAUAAAGAAAACCAAAUAA